Molecule: messenger RNA, 2032 nt
Organism: Aspergillus ochraceoroseus IBT 24754
Lineage: Eukaryota; Fungi; Ascomycota; Eurotiomycetes; Eurotiales; Aspergillaceae
Exons: 6
Coding region: 1-1662 (553 amino acids)
Biological process (GO): amino acid transmembrane transport
Cellular component (GO): membrane
Molecular function (GO): amino acid transmembrane transporter activity
Source: RefSeq, a predicted model, not a curated record
AUGAGUUCUCCGUCGGUUAAGAGUAUGGAGGAGGGUCGGGUUGAGACGACUCUGUCAGAUUCCUAUGAAUAUGGAGACUCCAAGGUUGUGGAAGACAGCAUGUCUGCCAAUAUGGUCACAAAGCGUGGUUUGUCAUCGCGACAACUGCAACUGAUUGCCAUUGGAGGCUGUGUUGGCACGGGUCUUUUCGUGGGUUCCGGCUCGACUCUGUCUUUGGUUGGUCCUGCGCCGUUGUUUAUGAGCUAUAUCUGUAUGUCAUCGAUUGUCUGGUUCGUGAUGAACGUUUUAGGCGAAAUGACCACCUACUUGCCUAUCCGCGGGGUUUCGGUUCCUUAUUUGAUCGGCCGCUUCACUGAGCCCACGAUCGGUUUUGCUGCUGGAUAUAAUUACUGGUAUUCCUUCUCGAUGCUGUUAGCCACUGAAGUCACCGCUGCCGGUUUGAUCAUUGAAUACUGGACUACGUCUGUCAACGUCGGAGUGUGGAUCACGAUUGUGCUUCUUGUGAUUUUGGCCCUCAAUAUCUUCGCGGUGUCAUGGUAUGGAGAAGCAGAGUUCUGGUUUGCUACCCUAAAAAUUCUCGCCAUUAUUGGCCUGAUUAUCCUGGGUGUUGUGCUGUUCUUUGGUGGAGGUCCCAACCAUGACCGUUUAGGAUUUCGCUACUGGAACGAGCCAGGUGCCUUCAAACCCUACCUGGUUGGCGGAAACACUGGCAAGUUUCUGGGCUUCUGGACCGCUUUCAUUAAAUCUGGAUUCUCCUUCAUUUUCUCCCCGGAGCUGAUCACAACUGCGGCCGGUGAAGUCGAAGCCCCUCGUCGGAAUAUUCCCAAGGCCACAAAGAGGUUCAUCUAUCGUGUCUUCGCCUUCUAUAUUCUGGGAAGCUUGGUCAUCGGUGUUACUGUGGCUUACAACGAUCCCGAUCUUCUCUCUGGAGUUGCAAGCGGAAGCUCUGGGGCUGGCGCCAGUCCAUUUGUCAUUGCUAUUCAGAACGCAGGUAUCGGGGGACUGAACCAUGUCGUGAAUGCCGCUAUUCUAAUCUCCGCCUGGUCGUCCGGUAAUGCUUGGUGUUACGCUGGUUCCAGGACUCUGUACUCUCUUGCUGGAGAGGACCAGGCUCCUAAAAUCUUCCUGCGCUGUAACCGCAAUGGUGUCCCCUAUGUAGCUGUUCUCGUCACAUGGGUGGUUGGAAUGCUCGCCUUUCUGAACCUCUCCAGCUCCGGAGCCCAAGUUUUCUACUGGUUCACCAACAUUACCACUGUGGGGGGCUUUAUCAACUGGAUCCUCAUCGCAAUCACCUAUAUUCGAUUCCGAAAGGCGAUUGAAUUUCACGGCAUGCUAGACGUGCUCCCCUUUAAAACGCCUCUGCAGCCAUGGGGUUCUUACUAUGUAAUCUUCCUUGUCACCCUCUUGACCAUCACCAACGGAUAUGCUGUCUUCUUCCCUGGCCGGUUCAGCGCCUCGGACUUCCUGGUCUCUUACAUCGGCAUUGCGAUUUUCGUUGUUCUCUACGUCGGGCAUAAGAUCUGGUAUCGAACCCCGUGGAUGAUAAAAGUGUCGGAGAUCGACAUCUUCUCGAACAAGGAGGAAAUUGACCGACUUUGCGAGAAUGACCUGGAGCGUGAGCCCCGGAACUGGCUGGAGCGGGUUUGGUGGUGGGUUGCGUAGAGUCAAAUGUGUAUAUAGAUCGAUAUGAAUACCACUAUUUGCUGUUUUCUAAGGCCCCGGGCAUUGUUUUCUAUUCUAUCCAUUAAGUCGCCAUUGGAGAAGUAAGCCAUUUGCACUGAAAUAGUCAAUUGGGGAUCCGGCCCGGUUGCUGUUGUCCCACCCGGCAGAGACCCGGAAUCUUGACGACACUAAAAAUGCAGAUGGAGAUGGCACUGGGACACCUCCCCUAAUUAUACGAAUCAUUCUGUCAAGAGAUCACGAUUGUGGAUAUGAAAACACUCCUAUCUCCAUAGCUUUAUUCGAUUGUUUUGCCUCCGUCGAUAACCGUGUCGUUAAAUCACGGGAGCUUCCCCGCAUACACCUUGCAUAC